Heterobasidion irregulare TC 32-1 is the source of this 1045-nucleotide messenger RNA. RefSeq lists its product as uncharacterized. The transcript has a single exon. Bases 762 to 944 code for a protein of 60 amino acids. Lineage: Eukaryota; Fungi; Basidiomycota; Agaricomycetes; Russulales; Bondarzewiaceae. The record is from RefSeq and is a predicted model, not a curated record.
GGGCUGGAACUCGAACACGAACGUACUGGGUCAGACUAAGAUAGAGCGGGGGCAACUUGCCGAAAGCACAAGCCGAACGGCCCGCACGUGGCACCUCUCUCCCCAGCCUGCCUGCCGAAAUUCGACUUCACGCCCAAUAAGCUCAGCGCAUUAUGCAUCAAUGCAUCAAAACCACUCCAGCUCCACGCUUGCCAAAAAGAAAACACCUGCGUAAUUGGGACCCAGUCGAUAAACAAGCAGGGCCAAGAGGCGAGUACGAGGAAACGGAAGCGUGAAGUACUUUGUCGGUGAAGUAUGAAAAAAGGGGUGGAUGAGGACGGGUCGGGUCGGGUCGUGUGCACCCACUAUCGGUAGGUGCAGCGUACGUACGGCGGUGCGAUGAUUACAAGUAAGAACGGCCUGGAGCGAGUGGCCUGAGUGGGGUGGAGAGAGGGGGCGGCUAAGAUAACGUACAUCAUAAACAAGAACGGAGAACACGACGCGCUCAAAGAGAAACAGGGGAUAAGAGAACGGGCAGAAUGCUUAACGAUGUGCGCGUGAAAACCAAGGAGCUAGCAAGGGAGCGUGAGGGGGUACCAAGAUCGAGAUCGAGAUCGAGAGCCAGCUAAAGAGAGAGAAAGGAAAAAGGAGAGGAAAAAGAAAGGAGAGGCAGUGGACGAUGUCGACUUCGACGUCGGUCGGGAUGGUCAAUCGAUGGCGAUUGUGUAAAUGCGGGCGUGCAGGCGUAAUCUAUCUAUAAUGCUACGAGUAUUAGGUUAAAUAUGCUGCAGGCGGGCGAUGGCGGAGAGGAGACCCGAGAGGAGAAGGAAAAGGGGCAGCGACAACAAGUACAACGGGUAUGGCGAGAAGGCAGGGGGAUAGAUCGAUGUGUAAGAGAACGUACGGAAAUCGUGACGUGUUAUGAGUUAUAUGCGAUGCGCAAGGAAAUCAAGAACAGGAAAUAGAAAAGGAUCAAGCGGGCGGGAGCAGGCGUUGGUCUGCAUCUCAAGCAUCGUCAUCGCCGCCUUCGGUCUCUGCAACUAUGACGGAUGAGAGACGGCUGCGG